ACCACUUUUUUCCCCCCAAAUUUGAGCAGUAAAAGUUUUGGAAGGUGAUUAUAUAAAGUGCUGCAACAAUAAUUAGUAACUUCUUGCCUCCCUCUGCUGGCUGAUUCGUGAACUGCAGCUGUGAUGCAUAGUGAGUCCACCCUGUCUCUGUUUUCUAGUCGCUGCGUGUGUCCCGUCACCAAGCCCGGCUGCAGAGACCUACCUUUCUCCAUCGUCCACCGCUACAUGAGCAUCACCUCGGAGCGCUCCGUGCCCUCGGACAUCUUCCAGAUCCAGGCCACCAGCGUGUCCCCGGGAGCGUACAACACCUUCAGGAUCCGCUCGGGCGACGACAACGGCGACUUCUACAUCAGGCAAAUCAACAACAUCAGCGCCAUGCUGGUCCUGGCCCGGGCCGUCUCAGGACCCAGGGAGUACACGCUGGACCUGGAGAUGGUGUCCGUCAACCCGCUGCUCAGCUACCAGGGCAGCUACCAGAGCAGCUCCGCCCUCAGACUCUCCAUCUACAUCGGGCCGUACACCUUCUAGAGGAGAGAAGACAAAAAAAACUGUGACGUCAGCACAUUAUUCAGUGAAAUACCAAACAUGUUCUUCUGUGUUUAUGUUGUGCUUUAACUCGUGUUGCCUUCAGGUGCCCUCGUCCACUCCAACGCUCCAUUAACACAAAUCCCCUUUUCUUCUCCGUUUUUAAUCCCGCUCAGCCUCGCCCUCAACCACUCACUUUCACUUCGCAAGUUUGUCACGUUCACUUUGUCUUUGUACUUUUUUUCCAACUCCAAUAAAACAAUAUACCA
Messenger RNA from Entelurus aequoreus (snake pipefish), 794 nucleotides. RefSeq names its product EGF-containing fibulin-like extracellular matrix protein 2. The record is from RefSeq and is a predicted model, not a curated record. The transcript is spliced from 2 exons. Bases 124 to 528 code for a protein of 134 amino acids. NCBI's taxonomy places the organism in Eukaryota, Metazoa, Chordata, Actinopteri, Syngnathiformes, Syngnathidae.